This is a messenger RNA of Glycine soja, 2430 nucleotides long. Its product is annotated as endoglucanase 2-like. The transcript is spliced from 6 exons. Gene Ontology annotation, molecular function: hydrolase activity, hydrolyzing O-glycosyl compounds. Gene Ontology annotation, biological process: carbohydrate metabolic process. NCBI's taxonomy places the organism in Eukaryota, Viridiplantae, Streptophyta, Magnoliopsida, Fabales, Fabaceae. The coding region runs from base 526 to 2115 and encodes 529 amino acids. The record is from RefSeq and is a predicted model, not a curated record.
GGUGGUUGCUUAAGAUGGAGAGGGUCCUUCUCACUCAAUAACAAAAGCCCACCGACGCAGAAGCUGGCAUCACUCACAUGUUGACUCCCUCCUUUUACCAUUAUACCCUCACUACCACCGACACAAUCUUCUCUUUGGCACGGACAUCCUCGUCAUUUCUCAAACAAAAAAGACAAAAGUCAUAAACCACCGGUACCUACCCCCCAAUCCACUGCCAAAGAUAUUCUCCCGCGAGAACAUCCUUCGCCGUCGCCACCAUUUUUGUCACCCUCCAUCAUACCGGGUCGGUUCGGGUAUUGACGAGACAACUCCACACACAGAGAGAGUUGUUGGAGUUGUUCUGUCUGAAACCGAACCACAUUCCAAAGAUAGCCGUUGUCAUUGUCAGAAGGAGAAGCCAUUGCGUUUUAGAAAGCGAUACCGUGAGCGACAACAAUGCAUUGCGUUAGGGUUUGAUUAUAUUACGCAGAUCGAGGCUCCCGCUGUGAAGCGCAUUUUGCAAUUUCAACAAAUAAAUAAAUAAAAAUGGGAGAAAAAUCGAGGUCCAAAGGAGGGUGCUGCGGUUGGUUUAUCGCGUUUAUCAUUCUGGCUCUCGUCGUCGGUGCCAUUGUUUUUACCGUUAAGAAGAAAUUUAGUCACUCCGGUUCCGAUAAGCCUGCUCCGGUUCCCGGUCCCCCUGGCGCCGUUGACCAAAAAUAUUCCACUGCACUCAAAACUGCGAUGCAAUUCUUCGAUAUUCAGAAAUCUGGGAAGUUAGUUGACAACAAAAUAUCUUGGAGAGGGAAUUCGGCUCUUAAGGAUGGGAGCCAAGCGAAGUUGGAUCUAACAAAAGGGAUGUACGAUGCUGGGGAUAACAUGAAGUUUGGUUUUCCCAUGGCUUUUACGGCGACGGUGCUGUCGUGGUCCAUUCUGGAAUAUGGAGAUCAGAUGGAUCACGUUGGCCAGUUAGACGCUGCGCAAGAUUCGCUCAAGUGGAUCACUGAUUAUCUCAUCAAUGCUCACCCUUCUGAGAAUGUUCUCUAUAUUCAGGUGGGUGAUCCUGUUGCAGAUCACAAGUGUUGGGAAAAACCAGAAGCCAUUACUGAGGAACGACCACUCAUACAAGUGAAUGCAUCUUGUCCUGGAUCAGACGUUGCAGCUGAAACUGCAGCAGCCAUGGCCUCAGCAUCUUUGGUCUUUAAAAAGACUGAUCCUACAUAUUCAAGCACUCUACUCAAGCAUGCAAAACAGUUGUUUACUUUUGCUGACAAGAAUAGAGGUUCCUAUAGUGAGAAUAUACCCGAAGUCCAGACAUAUUAUAACUCAACUGGAUAUGGUGAUGAGCUUUUAUGGGCAGCUAGUUGGCUCUAUCAUGCUACGGGUGAUGAUUCUUACCUUCAGUUUGUGACUGGCCAAGAUGGAGAAGACUAUGCUCAAUGGGGAAGCCCAACCUGGUUCAGUUGGGAUAACAAGCUUGCUGGAACUCAGGUUUUGUUAUCUAGAUUAAGCUUUUUUAAGGCAAAGGACAUUUCGAAUUCAUAUAGCUCUGGGCUCCAUAGUUACAGGAAAACUGCUGAGGCUGUAAUGUGUGGUCUUCUUCCGGAUUCUCCAACAGCCACAAAAAGCAGAACAGAUGAUGGUCUUAUAUGGGUGAGCCAAUGGAACUCUUUGCAACAUCCUGUUGCAUCCGCAUUCUUAGCUGCUGUUUACAGUGACUAUAUGCUAACAUCGCAGACACCAAAACUAAAAUGUGGUUCAGAUUCCUUUACCCCAUCAGAUCUUCGAGACUUUGCCAAAUCUCAGGCUGAUUACGUAUUGGGCAAGAAUCCUAUGCAUAUGAGUUUUCUGGUGGGCUAUGGAGAUAAAUACCCUCAAUUUGUGCAUCAUAGGGGUGCUUCAAUUCCUGCUGAUGCAAAAACUGGCUGCAAGGAUGGCUUCCAGUGGCUUGAGUCAUCUGAUCCUAAUCCCAAUGUAGCUACUGGAGCACUUGUUGGUGGACCCUUCUUAAAUGAGACUUUCAUUGAUUCCAGGAACAAUUCCAUGCAAACAGAACCAAGCACGUACAACAGUGCUGUCAUAGUCGGUCUCUUAUCAAGUUUAGUUACCACGUCUUCUGCCGUUCAAUCCUUUACCUAAGCUGUAGCUUCCUAUCCGUCCUGAGUUGCACUUGUUGACGUAGAUUUAUGUUUUUUGUUGCUUUAUUCACUUCCCAAUCCUUACAAAUGAAGUGUUGUCAAAAGCACGAAACAUAAUAUUGUAACGAUAUGCAUGAUUGUAUGAGUGUAAACCCUGAGGUUUGGAUAGGUUUAUCGUGAAUAUGUACGGGUGUAGUUUGCUUUGGCAUUAUUAGCUCAGCAGGUGUGGAGCUAUUUUGUUGUAGUAUGUAGAGCAAAUCUUUAAAAUUUAUUAUUAUUAUAACCACUGCUUUUAUUAUUAUCAUCAUCAUUAGAC